Molecule: messenger RNA, 1580 nt
Organism: Cuscuta epithymum
Lineage: Eukaryota; Viridiplantae; Streptophyta; Magnoliopsida; Solanales; Convolvulaceae
Source: the annotation of a GenBank genome assembly
GGGGGCAGAGGGGCAGAAACUGCUUAGCUGCUUAUUCCUCUUAAUGCUAUUUGAUAAAAUAUAUUUAACAAUCUAAAGCCAUUAAUAAACCAGUAAACAACAACAAUUUCGAGCAAAGGAACAACAUUUUCGAGCAAAACAACACCAAUUCUAAGCAAUAACAAAAAAAACCUAACUUUAGCAAAAAUGGUGAAAUACCUUGAUUCAAACGGUUGAAAGUUGGUAUAAUGGAGCACAAACACUCUAGCUUACACCGUGUCUCUUUUUCCCUUUGAUUUCACCUUCGUUUGGACGGAAUUCGGCCGGAGCUGCAAAGGGGUCGUCGUUUUUGAGUCGCAAGCAGAGGGGCGCGUUCGAGCUUCUGUCGUCGUUCGUCGUCUGAGGAAAGGGGGUGUAUUUGGGUUUUAAAUGAGCCGCCACUUGAAGUGGCGGUUUUUGUAUAGCAGUAGAAGAGCCGCCACUCCAAGUGGCGGCUUUUGUAAAGAUGUACAAAAGCCGCCACUUGGAGUGGCGGCUUUCCUUAACCAUGGUUAACCCCAGCAGUAUUUCGGGAAUUAUUCUUAACCCGUCAGUAUUUUGGGAAUUAUUUAUUUAAUUAGCAUUAUUCCGGGAAAAAACUCCAUUUGGUAAUGAGAAAUGGUCCCAAAUAGGACUAUAACUUAGCUAAUAUACCUAAGAAAAAAGAUUGGGGUACACACUUUUUGUACACAAAAAGUGUACACUCGUCUGUCCCCCACAGACAAAUUGUCUGUCGCGAGAUGAGUUGUCUGUCCCACAGACAAUUUGUCUCGCGACAGACAAUUUGUCUGUGGGGGACAGACGAGUGUACACUUUUUGUGUACAAAAAGUGUGUACCCCUAGCAGGAUAGGACUUCAAUGAUUUUUAUACCUAAAUAGGUCUAAAUUUUCCGUGCCUCCCUAAAUUACCCCUGCAUCCCAACACUUGAGAGAAUGGUCUCGGAAUAUAGCUCGCUGCAAUUCAACACCCAUCUACCGAUGUCCUCUGGAGAAGGUGAACAGGAGAAGAAUGGGAGCAAUCGUAGAAGAUGAAGAACUAGAGAAGAAGCUGCACACUUUGAAAAUAAUUAGAUCGACGAUGAAGAAGAGACGAUGGACAACGAGGAAGGUGCCGCCGGCGCCGGUGAAGAUAUUGCAGAUCCGUUCUUUUUCCACUCCUCCUCCUCCUCUUUUUUCCCUCCUCUCGUUUUCUUCCAUGGCCGCUCUUUUUUCUUUCUGCUACAGUGCUACUUCUUUCAUCCGCCUCUGUUACGUUAUUUUCUUCUUUUCUUCCGCUUUGUUUUUGCUUUUGGGUGCUCGUGAUUCCACUUUGUUUGGUUUUUAAAUGUUUUUUCAACUUGCUUUUCGAAAUAGUCAUGCCAGUAACAACAUGUAUUUGUUUUACUAGAUUUACUUCCUGGUGAAGCUUCUCUUUACUACUCGUAAUUGUUUUGUUCUGUUUUACGAAGUACUAAAUUUCCUUUUCGAAAUAGUAGAAUGCAAAAGCCAAAGGAGUGUUGCUAGAAACUCCAGCUAAGACUCAAAAUGAUGCUCCCCAUUGAAGAGCCCAAUAUUUCUUUUAU